AUGCUUGAAAGCACUUGCCAGAUACUUGAUUUACUUGUUGAACCUGUCACAGAAGUAAAUUUACUUGUUGGUGUCUACACCAUAACGGCUCUGAGUGUUGAACGUUACAUCGAUGUAACAGAGACAAAUCGUCGUUAUAAUGAUCAAAUGAAAUUGAUCAUUGUUUUACUUUACAUUAUUGUCUUGUGGAUAUGUGCAAUUUGUUUCCCAUUACCCAUGUCCUCAUCAAUUUAUGUUAAUAAUCGGACAAGUUCAACAAGAAGUUCCGGUUAUGAACAAAAUCGAACACGUUUAACAAUGACAACCACCAUUGUGAGUGAAUGUAAGUCAAUGUGGACAAAUGCUGAUCAAUCAAAAUUUGUUACAAUUAAAUUUAUAUCUGCUUUUCUUUUACCAUCAUUUAUCACAUGUACAUUUUCAUUUCGUCUUAUACUUUUUUUACAUCGAUGGUCAAAGCAAAAUACCUAUCGUCGUACAUCUUAUGCAAAUACAUUUCAUACCGUUAACGUCUAUAAACGUCGUGCCACCACACUUGUUCUCAUUAUCAUUAUCAUCUUUUUUCUUCUAUGGUCACCAUUCUGGAUUUUGCAAUUAUACGACUCAUCGAAUAAACAUCCUACACGAUAUAUUCAAAUAUUAAAUUUUCUUACAUUGGUACUAGUAUAUGCUAAUGGAUUUCUAAAUCCUCUCUUAUAUCUAAUAUUGACACAAAAUUUUCGUGAAUAUAUGAAAAAUAUCAAAUGGAUUCGAAUAUUUCGCGCAAAACAAACAAGACAAAAGUAUGCAUUUAUUUAUGUUGAAAAUGGACUACAGCAUACACAAAGUGUUAGUGUAUUGAAACAAAAUACACCAAGUAAACAAGAAUUUGUUGAUCAAAGUUCAUUGUAA
Molecule: messenger RNA, 888 nt
Organism: Didymodactylos carnosus
Lineage: Eukaryota; Metazoa; Rotifera; Eurotatoria; Philodinida; Philodinidae
Source: the annotation of a GenBank genome assembly